Molecule: messenger RNA, 1467 nt
Organism: Schistocerca gregaria
Lineage: Eukaryota; Metazoa; Arthropoda; Insecta; Orthoptera; Acrididae
Product: pro-resilin-like
Exons: 3
Coding region: 4-807 (267 amino acids)
Cellular component (GO): extracellular matrix
Source: RefSeq, a predicted model, not a curated record
GACAUGAAGGUUCUUGUCCUCCUGAGUACGCUGGUAUUGUCGGUCGUCGCCGAGCCGCCAGCCGCCCGGUCGUACCUGCCUCCCAGCUCUGAGUAUGGACCUCCCUCGGCCUCCUCCCUCAGCUCUCAGUACGGUGCCCCAGCAGCCAACGGCCUCAGCACGCAGUAUGGAGCUCCUUCAGCCAAUGGUCCCAGCACGCAGUACGGCGCUUCUGCUCUGAGAGACGCUGCUUUUGGCCGCUCAGACACUUCCAGCCAGAGUCCAGCGGCUCGUGUCUCCUCCAGCUUUGGAAGGGCCUCCUCCAGGAGGUUUGGAGCCGGCAGGAGGAUCGUCGGUGGCCCCUCCACUCUCUAUGGCGCUCCUUUGGUAGCUGGGAGUGCCGCUGGCUUUGGAGAACUCGGUCUGUCCACACAGUAUGGUGCCCCUUCUUACUCUGGUGACGCGCUCUCCGCUCAGUACGGUGCGCCCUCUGGUAACGCUGGUGGCCUGUCUCCAGUCUAUGGAGUGCCCGGAUUCGGCUACGGCCGCGCUGGAGGGCAAGAAGAUUCUAUGGCCGAGCCGGCCAACUACGAGUUCAGCUACACGGUGCAGGACGCCGCCAGCUACAACGACUUCAGCCACCAAGAGACCCGGAAGGACGAGAACGCGCAGGGCGAGUACCGCGUGCUGCUGCCCGACGGCCGCGUGCAGGUCGUCUCGUACCGUGCAGACGAGGACGGCUACCACCCCACCAUCCAGUACGAGCAGACCGGAAGGGCCGCGCCCGCGCCAGCGCCGGGCUUCGGCAGCGACGGCUACCGGUACUAACUCGCAGGCCUGCCAACACACGUGCAGUGACUGCGGCACGGCCGGGCUGCCACCUGGCCUCCUUCCCUGAUUAUUUAUUUUCUUAUUUAUACAUUUAUUUUGUAUCGCUCUUGAACAAGUGCACGACGUUCGGAAAUUUAGUCAAGUUUUGUUUUACACCUCGCUACAUUGCCAGCUAAUGGAGCUAGAAGCUAUACGUGUACCAAGACGGUAUGGUCAUUUUGGUAUCAGAUGCGUGGUUGUGAUAAACAAAUAUAUAGCGCACUUAGCUACCUCCAAACUUGCCUGCUGUUAGAACACCUGUAAUUAAGACAGUAAUUCUAACUGGGUGAUCUUUAAUGUUAGAGAGUCAGUUUCUAUAUGAAGCCCCAUUACUCUUAAGAGCUAGGGACAGCAAUUUCAAAAUCGAAUUAUGGUUUUUCUGCAGCAGGUCGCAGACAUCCACGUAUACUUCCACCCCGCAAGUCCAUUGCUCAAGGUACAGACAGUAAUUAAUAUGUCCGCACUCACUGCUUUUAGUGUACUGUAGUAAAGAAAACGUCGUUGUUAGUUCUCCGUAUAUUUCGUCUCUUGCCCUGAUGACAACUAGUUUCAAGACAGCGCUUAAUGGAUACGUAUUUUGAUGUUGAAUGCAUGUAUUUAUUCUAUGUAAGGACAAAU